UGAACCACGUGACCCCUCUUCUGACUCCAGCAGCCAUAAUGGAAGCUAGCCGCGUGCAGCCCAUCAAGCUCGCCCGGGUUACCAAAGUCCUGGGAAGAACAGGAUCUCAAGGACAGUGUACCCAGGUUCGUGUAGAAUUCAUGGAUGACAGCAACCGCUCAAUCAUUAGAAAUGUAAAGGGGCCUGUCCGAGAGGGAGAUGUACUCACACUUUUGGAAUCUGAGCGUGAAGCUAGGAGAUUACGCUAACGUGACUGAUUUUGCUGUGCUUACAAAGGAUGGGUUUUGGACAGACUGGAGAUACCCAAGGGACAACAUCGUGAUUCUCUGACUGUAAAAUAAAAACUUAAAAAUGUU
This is a messenger RNA of Pelobates fuscus (common spadefoot toad), 356 nucleotides long. It is a transcript of the gene RPS28, whose product is annotated as ribosomal protein S28. The transcript is spliced from 4 exons. The record is from RefSeq and is a predicted model, not a curated record. Gene Ontology annotation, cellular component: ribosome; cytosolic small ribosomal subunit. Lineage: Eukaryota; Metazoa; Chordata; Amphibia; Anura; Pelobatidae. Gene Ontology annotation, molecular function: structural constituent of ribosome. The coding region runs from base 39 to 248 and encodes 69 amino acids. Gene Ontology annotation, biological process: maturation of SSU-rRNA; ribosomal small subunit assembly; translation.